Molecule: messenger RNA, 1554 nt
Organism: Cryptosporidium muris RN66
Lineage: Eukaryota; Apicomplexa; Conoidasida; Eucoccidiorida; Cryptosporidiidae
Product: kelch motif family protein
Exons: 1
Coding region: 1-1554 (517 amino acids)
Molecular function (GO): protein binding
Source: RefSeq, a predicted model, not a curated record
AUGCUUGAUAUAUCACCUUGGUAUAGUCCUGAAAUACACGGGGAAUUCCCAACUCCACGUGCAGCUCAUAGUUGUGAUAAAAUAGGUGAUAAGCUAUUUUUCUUUGGGGGAUGGAAUGGUUUAGAAGCUUUGGAUGAUUUACAAAUGCUAUAUAUGGUUCCUAAAUUUAAGUGGCAAAAAUUAACUUCAUCUGAUAAUCGACCUUCCCCAAGGAAUAAUCAUGCUUCAGCUUCUUAUGGAAAUAUCCUUAUAAUACAUGGAGGUCAUAAUGGUGAAAUUUGGCUUGAUGAUAUGUUCCAAUUUGAAAUUUUAAAAUCAGAUUUCUAUGAAUAUAUAGAGGUAAAUGAAUGUCUAAUAGGAGAAUGGAAAAAAUUAGCCCCUUGUAGAAAUACUUCAAAUCCUCCUGCUAGAGCCUGUCAUACAUUAAGUAGAGUUUUUAAUAAACUAUACCUUUUUGGUGGAUAUAAUGGAUCUCAUUGUUUUAAUGACUUGUGGAUGUUUGAUCUAGUAACUAAAAGGUGGUCUGAAAUUAUACUUGAAGGGAAAAUUCCAUUUGGUAGAAAUGGUCAUUGUACAGUAUCUAAUAGUAGAAAUAUAAUUUUUUUUGGGGGACAUUCUGGAAAAUCUAGUGUAAAUGAAGUGUUAUGUUUUAAUUUAUCUACUAAUACUUUUAGUAAACCAAAAAUGUAUGGAGUUUGUCCACCUGCAAGAAAAGGACAUACUACUAAUAUUAUAGAUGAUAAUACUAUAGUAGUAUUUGGAGGGUAUAGUAGAGGAAUUCGGAGUAAUUGUUUAUAUAUCCUUGAUAUUACAAAUUUACCAGAAAGUGUACGUUGGGAACAAAGAAUUGAAAAUCAGGCUCCUAGCCCAAGACAAAGACAUUCUACUACUACAAUAGGUCCUGGAAAGAUUUUUUUAUUUGGUGGAUAUGAUGGGAAAAAUUGGUUAGCAGAUGCUUAUAUAUUAGAUACUAGUAAAUUUUUGGAUUCAUUUCAUAAUAGAAAAAUAUCAUUACCAAUGCUUGGAAAUUUGGGUUGUCUUGUUGAUAAUCCAGAUUUUAGUGAUGUUGUAUUUAUUCUUAAAAAUGGUGAGACUCUUUAUGCUCAUAAAUGUAUUUUAAUAGCUCAAAGUAGCUAUUUUAAAGCUAUGUUUAAAGUUGGUAUGCGUGAAUCUUCUUCAGAAACAAUAUAUUUACAUCAUAUUUGUAAAAGAGAAUUUUAUGCAAUUAUUAAAUUUCUUUAUACAUCGUAUUUAGAUGAGAUUGAUGUUGAAAUAUUAUGUAAUAUAAUGCAUCUUGCAGAUAUAUAUGAUAUAAAAUCCUUAUCUGAAAUCUGUGAAAGAAAAAUUCGAAAUUAUACAGAUAUAAGUAAUGUAUGUAAGCUUGUAGAUAUUGCAAAUAGGUAUAAUGCAAAUACUAUAGUGGAUUAUUGUAUUGAAUUUGCAGCUAAUCAUGCUUCUAUAGUUAUAAGAAGUAGGGAUUUCCAAUAUCUUACUUCAACUAAUCCUCAUUUGGCUAUGAAGAUAUCUAAUUCUGCAAUUAAUAACCUUCUAUGA